CUACUCGGUUUGUUUGGCGUUAGUGCUCAGAUUGAUUACACGCGUACACGUCGUUUGUUUUGUCUACAAUAAGUUAUUUUUUCGCACUACAACUCGGUGCAAAAUCGUGAUGUCGUGGGAUCGUUUACCGUUCGAAAUUUACGUGCACAUCUUCAAAAAUCUCAACUUUUGGGACAGAAAGCCACUUUCGCUGGUUUGUCAACGUUGGAACGAAGUUAUCUUCUCAAGGGCACUUUGCAGGAACCUUUGUAUCGAGCUUAGUCGAGGUGAUUGGAGCAAAAAUAGCAACGGAGGUGAUGACAUUGAAAAUGUUCGAGUACUGGAUGAAGGGGUGGUGGAGACUAGCCACCGAGACUACCGUGUUGUUUAUGUGAAAUGGUGCAAAGAUUCGAGCUCGUCCGUGUUUAACUCGAUUGACCGCCUACUGCGUGGAUUGAGCGACAAGUUUCAGCUGGAAGGUAUGAUAAUCGAUGCACCCCUUGGUCAGCAUUUAGCGAACUUUUUUCGCACGCAUGGCGACCUGUUGGCGCGUAUUCGGAAGCUACAAGUGCUAACGGAAUGUACCGAGAGUCGGUUGAGAUUGGACCGGUGCAUGCUGAAGAUGGAUCGUUUGGAGACACUGUUUUGGAGAGAGAUUGUACCGAACGAUCAGCUUGAGUUGUACCGACCGUGGAUGGUAUUGCAGGCACCAAACCUUCAAUCUGCUGUCGUUCGCCUCGGAGAUUCGGAUACGGAUCACGGUAUUAUGUGGCAUAACUGUUUCCUAGAACUAGACCAGUGCUCCAAUUUGAAUAGUUUGAAUAUUCACCUUCAUGCUCGUAUGUGGGAGAGGUUCUUCGAACAACAGUUGAGUUCAUUGGAACAAUUAACUCUUCGCCACAAAACACCAAAUUUAGAAAUUCGCGACUGGAAUGUUAUGUUUCGAAACAUGCCAAACCUGAAAAGCCUGCAAAUGUGGGAUGUUAACGACGCCAUUCUGGAGGCUAUCAACCGUCAUUGUAACCAGUUAAAAGUUCUGCUGUUGGACAAAGUCAACCUUACGCGGCAGUUCCUCCUAACCGACAGAGUGUUUCCCUGCUUGGAACAUCUUCGCUUGGAGUCGGGUGAAAUUCGUAGUAAUAGAACUUUAUGCCUACCAGUCCUUCAGAAUCUUGAAUGGUUCAACGUCACUAAUCAGGACAAUCAAAUUCUGAACAUAUUCGCCCCGAAUCUGCGUUACCUUCGACAGGCCAAACAUGGCCAAUCGGAUUUUAUACUGACCCACUGUGUUCCGUCGUGCUUGGAAAAAUUACAGCUCGAUCUGUAUGCGUCCAACAUUCCCGAUCAUCUGUUUCGGCCUUUCCCGAACAUGCGAGAUUUCAGCGUCCGGAUCAGUUCGGCCCGACCGGAUCUGGAUCGGAUUGUGCCGAAUGUGAAGAACAUCAACGAGUUCACGCUCAUUGCGUACAACGCUCCACUGCAGUGCGAUGCCAUGCUCGGUCAAAUGUUCAAACACUGUGAACAGAUCACUUCGCUAACGCUGUGCGGGUUCAAUCCGAAUCUGGAACUGUCCUUUCCGGUGUUUGCUCAGAUAUUUCGUAAUAGGAAUCUGAAGUACCUCAAAAUGUUUGGCCUUACCAUCACGGGGCACUCGUUCCCAUUGCAACUACCACCGGAUCUGGACAAGUUCGAUUUGCGUUACAUCAAGGUUAUGGACGUUGCCUUCGGUGCGUAUGUGUUCCCCCCGGACGGACCGUUCCAAAUAGUAUGCAACAAAACGGAAGAGUUUUGUUGCUAUUUUUCAAAGGAUUGUGAUUAGAUGGUUGCUGUUGUGUGGCAUGCAUAUUUAUUUAACCAAAAAAAAAAAAAUAAGAAGGCAAUUAUACAUGUUCUGUUAGGCUGUAUCAGUGUGAAUUUUCAAUAAGUACUAAUUUAAUGAUUGAUCUCUUGAUU
Molecule: messenger RNA, 1932 nt
Organism: Topomyia yanbarensis
Lineage: Eukaryota; Metazoa; Arthropoda; Insecta; Diptera; Culicidae
Exons: 2
Coding region: 110-1798 (562 amino acids)
Molecular function (GO): protein binding
Source: RefSeq, a predicted model, not a curated record